Quercus robur (English oak) is the source of this 1915-nucleotide messenger RNA. RefSeq names its product 3-ketoacyl-CoA synthase 10. The transcript is spliced from 3 exons. Bases 60 to 1682 code for a protein of 540 amino acids. Gene Ontology annotation, biological process: fatty acid biosynthetic process. Gene Ontology annotation, molecular function: acyltransferase activity, transferring groups other than amino-acyl groups. The record is from RefSeq and is a predicted model, not a curated record. Lineage: Eukaryota; Viridiplantae; Streptophyta; Magnoliopsida; Fagales; Fagaceae. Gene Ontology annotation, cellular component: membrane.
AUAUCCUAUGCCCUCACAACUCAAAUCAAUACUAAUCCCCGUACCAAAAGUCCAAAACCAUGGCUAAUGAACAGGAUCUCUUAUCCACAGAGAUUGUAAACCGAGGGAUUGAGUCUUCUGGACCCAAUGCUGGCUCUCUAACAUUCUCAGUUAGGGUCCGAAGAAGGCUACCAGACUUUCUUCAAUCAGUUAACCUCAAGUAUGUGAAACUAGGGUACCAUUAUCUCAUAAACCAUGGCAUAUACUUGGCCACCAUACCUGUGCUUGUCCUUGUGUUUAGUGCAGAGGUGGGGAGUCUUAGCAGAGAAGAGCUAUGGAGGAAGCUGUGGGAAGAUGCACGCUAUGAUCUUGCCACUGUGCUUGGUUUCUUUGGUGUGUUUGUGUUCACACUUUCUGUCUACUUUAUGUCAAGGCCAAGAUCCAUUUACCUUGUCGAUUUUGCGUGCUAUCAGCCUCACGAUGAUCUUAAGGUGACCAAGGAGGAGUUCAUUGAGCUGGCACGAAAAUCAGGCAAGUUUGACGAGGCAAGCCUGCAAUUCCAGAAGAGAAUUCUACAGUCAUCUGGCAUAGGUGAUGAAACCUACGUCCCAAAAUCAGUGAUCAUGUCCACCGAAAACUGUGCAACCAUGAAAGAAGGUCGCGCUGAGGCCUCAACAGUGAUAUUUGGAGCCCUUGACGAGCUGUUUGAGAAAACCAAGGUGCGUCCAAAGGAUAUAGGAGUCCUAGUAGUGAACUGCAGCAUCUUCAACCCUACCCCAUCACUCUCUGCAAUGAUCAUAAACCACUAUAAAAUGAGGGGUAACAUACUGAGCUACAACCUUGGUGGCAUGGGGUGCAGUGCUGGGAUUAUAGCCGUGGACUUGGCUAGAGAUAUGCUUCAAUCAAACCCAAAUAGCUGUGCUGUUGUGGUGAGCACUGAGAGUGUAGGGUAUAAUUGGUACCCAGGGCGUGAUAGGUCCAUGCUCAUUCCCAAUUGUUUUUUCCGUAUGGGAUGCUCCGCGGUGCUCCUCUCCAACCGUGGCCGUGACUACCGUCGUGCCAAGUACCGCCUUGAACAUAUUGUUCGAACCCAUAAAGGAGCUGAUGACCGGAGUUUCAGUUGUGUUUACCAGGAGGAAGAUGAACAAAAAUUUAAGGGGCUAAAGGUGAGCAAAGACCUAAUGGAAAUUGGUGGUGAUGCUCUCAAAACCAACAUCACCACACUUGGACCUUUGGUGCUACCCUUAUCAGAGCAGCUCCUCUUCUUCGGCACAUUGGUUUGGAGGCACUUAUUUGGUGGUAAAACUGGACCUGGUUUACACCCUUCAUCAUCACCAUCAUCCAAGAAGCCAUACAUUCCUGACUAUAAGUUGGCAUUCGAGCACUUUUGCGUGCACGCGGCGAGUAAGACCGUGUUAGAUGAGCUACAAAGAAACCUUGAGCUGAGUGACAAGAACAUAGAACCUUCAAGGAUGACAUUGCACCGCUUUGGUAACACUUCAAGCAGCAGUAUAUGGUACGAGUUAGCUUAUUUGGAGGCUAAAGAGAGGGUGAGAAGAGGAGACAGGGUUUGGCAACUAGCAUUUGGGUCUGGCUUCAAGUGCAACAGUGUGGUUUGGAGGGCCAUGCGUCGUGUUAGGAAGCCUAAUAGGAAUCCCUGGCUCGAUUGCAUUGACAGAUACCCUGUGAAUCUCUCUCUGUAGGGUCAAUUAAUAAUUAAGGCUGGCAAUCAGCAAGGUAUUGCUACUAAUGCUUCAUUUGGAUUAUGUUAAUUCAGAAGUUUGAUGGAUUAAUUAGUACUUUACUCCUAUGGUUUGCUUCUUCUUCUUUUUUUCCUUUUCGAAAUGAUAUAUUGGCAAAUUGGCAUAUAUGCUUUUGCUAUGAACCUUACUUUGUUGAACUAUAGUAAUAGCUAUUUAUGGUGUCAAUUUAUUUU